Messenger RNA from Camellia sinensis, 675 nucleotides. NCBI's taxonomy places the organism in Eukaryota, Viridiplantae, Streptophyta, Magnoliopsida, Ericales, Theaceae. The record is from RefSeq and is a predicted model, not a curated record.
UCACAAGCCCACAACGUGUGAAACCAGUCUUCAAAAUCACAAAACUCAGAUCAAAAAAACAAGAGGAUGAAAAAGAUAUAAGAAGGUGUUUCUGAAUCAGUGUCGAAGAUAUAUAGUUAUGGCAUGAAUCCAAGGCAAGGAAAAGAGAGCUGAGGAGGCAGCUGUGAGGGUAGCUGUUUCUGAGCCUAGUAGUAGUGAUGCAAACAGAGAGAGAAGAAGAACAUAUUACCAACAAUGAACUAAGAUGGAGGAGGAGUCGGCAACAUAUACAAGAGAGGGCAAGGAGGCGGCGAAGGAGAAGACUAGCAAUGUUGCUGAUACUGCAGCCAAGAAAGCUAGAGAGUGUAAGGAUUUGGCAUUAGGAAAGGCGAUUGAAUAUAAAGAUUAUGCAGCAGAGAAAGUGAGAGAAGCGAAUGACUCGACAUUGGAGAAAGCUGGAGAGUACAAAGAUUAUGCAAUAGCUGAGAAGGCGAAGGAGACAAAGGCGGUGACAAUGGAGAAGGCAAGAGAGGGGAAAGACAGUGCCAUUGGGAAGAUUUCAGAGUUGAAGGAGUUGGCGGUUGAUGCGGCGAAAAGGGCCAAGGACUUGUUGAGUGUAAAGAGCAAGGAAGAGGCGAUGGUUAGUCGUCUCUAAUUGAUUUCUGUAAUCUUUUGAGGUACGUGUAUACUGGCCCA